Messenger RNA from Staurois parvus, 2572 nucleotides. Lineage: Eukaryota; Metazoa; Chordata; Amphibia; Anura; Ranidae. The record is from the annotation of a GenBank genome assembly.
CUUCAAAAAGCAUUAAAUCUGAAUAUUUUUAUUACACAGAUAUGAUUUCAUUGAAAUUCGUGAUGGAGAUUCGGAAAAUGCAGAGCUGUUGGGCAAACAUUGUGGCAAUAUUGCUCCAUCUACAAUCACAUCAUCCGGUUCGCAUAUCUACAUCCGCUUUAUCUCUGACUAUGGCCGUCAAGGUGCUGGAUUUUCACUGCGCUAUGAGAUCUUUAAGACAGGCUCUGAAGAUUGUUCAAGGAACUUUACCAACACUAAUGGCACCAUUGAAUCUCCUGGCUAUCCAGACAAAUAUCCACACAACCUUGACUGUGUAUUUACUAUUUUGGCCAAGCCAAAGAUGGAGAUCAUCCUGCAGUUUCUGAACUUCGACCUUGAGUAUGACCCUCUCCAAGUUGGGGAAGGCGACUGCAAAUAUGAUUGGUUGGACAUCUGGGAUGGCAUUCCAAAUGUGGGGCCCUUGAUUGGCAGGUAUUGCGGUACGAAGACCCCCUCCGAGAUCCGCUCUUCAACUGGCAUACUCUCUCUCACCUUUCACACCGACAUGGCGGUAGCUAAAGAUGGCUUUUCAGCUCGCUUUUACCUUGCCCCUCAGGAGGUCCCUGAAACAUUUCAGUGCAAUGUUCCUUUGGGACUGGAGUCUAGGCGAAUAUCCAAUGAGCAAAUUACCUCAUCUUCAACAUAUACAGAUGGAAGGUGGACAGCCCAGCAGGGAAGACUUAAUAGUGAUGACAAUGGCUGGACACCCAAUAUGGACAACAACAAGGAAUACCUGCAGAUUGAUCUCCGCUCCUUGACUCUGCUGACAGCUGUGGCAACCCAAGGUGCUGUCUCAAAAGAAACACAGACUACCUAUUAUGUCAAAUCAUACAAGCUGGAAGUUAGCACCAAUGGUGAGGACUGGAUGAUGUUUCGUCAUGGCAAAAACCACAAGAUUUUUCCUGGGAACAAUGACGCAACAGAAGUGGUUUUGAACAAGAUUCCUCAGCCAGUGUUAACCCGAUUUGUGCGCUUUCGUCCUCAGACAUGGCAUAUGGGAAUAGCUAUGAGAGUGGAGCUAUAUGGCUGCCAGAUUACAGAUUCUCCUUGCUCUAAUAUGUUGGGAAUGAUGUCAGGCCUUAUUUCAGACUCCCAAAUUACAGCUUCUUCUGCCAGGGAUUACCUGUGGCAGCCUGGAGUAGCACGAUUGGUCAGCAGUCGAUCUGGCUGGUACUCUCUUAUGUCCUCUGAAGACGCAGGAAAGGAAUGGCUGCAAGUGGAUUUGGGUGCCCUGAAAACUGUCAAAGGGAUCAUUAUACAGGGAGCUCGUGGGGUAGACACCUCCACUGAAAACAGAGCAUUUGUUAGGAAAUUUAAAGUUGGAUACAGCUUGAAUGGAAACGAUUGGGAGUUUGUAAAGGAUCCAAAAACAGACCAAGCCAAGUUGUUUGAGGGCAAUAUGCACUAUGACACCCCAGAAGUCCGAAGAUUUGAGCCAGUGGCUGCACAGUUUGUCCGUGUUUAUCCAGAAAGGUGGUCUCCAGCUGGCAUGGGCAUGAGGAUGGAGAUACUGGGUUGUGACAGAACGGAAACCAAACCUAUCUCAGAGACUGUGAAGCCUACUAUCAAAACAGAGGAAACUACAACAAUUGUGGUUCCGGAAGAGGAAAAUAGUGAAUCUACUGGUACUGAAGAUUGCCAGGUCCCAUCAGGAUUUAAUUGCAAUUUUGACCAUUCAGAAGAUGUGUGCAGCUGGACACAUGAUAUUGAAGCGGAUUUUACAUGGUCUUUCCAUCCUAAUAGUCCAUGGAUAGGACAUUCAAGCUCUAUUCCUGUGAGCAGUACAAACUAUUUACGCCUGCCCAGCAGCGGGAGAAAAGAGGGACAACAUGCUCGUUUAAUAAGCCCCAAAAUGCACCAGCACAGGUGUGUCCUCUGCUUGGUGUUUCACUAUCGUGCUUCAGGAACUAGUGGUGGAACGUUACAGGUGCUAAGAAGAUCUAGCCAAGGGACCAAGUUACUGUGGAAAAUUAGAGAGGAACCAGGAGGUGAAUGGAAAGAUGGCCAUAUCCUCUUGCAAAGCGAUGAGGGAGAUUAUCAGGUUGUCAUUGAGGGAAUUGUUGGAAGGGGCCAGUCAGGAGAGAUAUCUGUGGAUGACAUUCGAAUAGCUAAUGACAUCCCCUUGGAGCACUGUAUGGAACCAAUUACUGCUUUUCCCCACCCAACAGUAUAUCCUGUGGAUGUACCUGUGAUAAAAAAUUUUGAUAAUCAGGGUCGCCGCUAUGGAGGAAAAAUUGAUGAGUACGAGUUCUACACACCUUUUCCCACCAGUAAUGUGGUAACUCCAAGGACUGACAAAGAAGAAAGCUGGCUUUAUACUUUGGAUCCAAUUUUAGUUACUAUCAUUGCUAUGAGUUCCCUUGGAGUACUGCUUGGAGCUAUUUGUGCUGGUCUUCUACUGUACUGCACUUGCUCUUACACAGGCCUUUCUUCUCGUAGCUCAACUACCUUGGAGAACUAUAACUUUGAGCUCUAUGAUGGAAUAAAGCACAAAGUAAAAAUGAAUCCACAGAAGUGUUGUUCUGAAGCAUGA